CUUAGGAAUCGCAUGAACCAACUGUGAUCUCAUCUACCCACACAAUGGCAUUCAUCAUACAACUAUAUCCUAUAUAUACAACCGGAUUCCAUAAAAAAAUUAAGUUACUUUUAACACAAAUAUACCAUACAUUACAAGUCUUAAAAAGAAUACCUCAUAAAAUUUCAUGGGAAAUAAAGGAAAGAUGAUGGUGGCCCUUGUGGUGCUAGGAUUGUUGGUUCAAGGAACAGUUGCACACCCAUGUGGGAGCACAUUUUUCUCGGCUUUGGUGCAACUGAUACCGUGUCGUGCAUCAGUCGCACCAUUCAGCCCCAUCCCACCAAAUGAGGCCUGUUGUACCGCAGUCAAAGUUCUUGGCCAACCUUGUUUGUGUGUUCUUGUCAACGGUCCUCCUAUUUCUGGUGUUGAUCGUAGCAUGGCCAUGCAACUUCCCGAAAAAUGCAGUGUCAACUUUGAACCAUGUGAACUUGCGAAAAAGAAAGAGUGA
Molecule: messenger RNA, 487 nt
Organism: Lactuca sativa (garden lettuce)
Lineage: Eukaryota; Viridiplantae; Streptophyta; Magnoliopsida; Asterales; Asteraceae
Product: Bifunctional inhibitor/lipid-transfer protein/seed storage 2S albumin superfamily protein
Biological process (GO): systemic acquired resistance
Molecular function (GO): fatty acid binding
Source: RefSeq, a predicted model, not a curated record